Messenger RNA from Diaporthe batatas, 501 nucleotides. RefSeq lists its product as uncharacterized. The record is from RefSeq and is a predicted model, not a curated record. Gene Ontology annotation, biological process: transmembrane transport. NCBI's taxonomy places the organism in Eukaryota, Fungi, Ascomycota, Sordariomycetes, Diaporthales, Diaporthaceae. The coding region runs from base 1 to 501 and encodes 166 amino acids. Gene Ontology annotation, molecular function: transmembrane transporter activity. The transcript has 2 exons.
AUGCUUGUGCUUGAGCCCAUUUUGCUGUCACUGUCGACGUACAUUUCCGUUGUCUUUGGACUGAUGUACAUCUUCUUCCUCGCCUACCCCAUGUCUUUUAUCCGUGAGCGCAACUGGGACCCAACGUUUGCUGGGCUCCCAUUACUCUCCAUCUUGGUUGGCACCAUCCUGGGCGGCGCACUAAUCAUCUUGACGACCAACACACGUCUUUCACCGGACCCGAGCGCCGGCCGUCCUAGGGAGAAUAGGCUCAUCCUCAUGAUGCUGGGUGCCAUCCUCCUGCCCCUGGGAAUGUUCUGCUUCGCUGCAACUAGCUCCCCGGAUACGAGUCCAUGGCCUCAAAUAGCUUCAGGGGUUCCCAUUGGUGCAGGAAUCAUCCUCAUUAAUAUGCAAGGAUUGAACUUCAUCGUCGACUGCUAUGGGGUCAACUCAAACUCGGCAGUGUCCGCUAAUACAUUCAUGCGCUCGUUGUUCGCAUCGGGGUUCCCUGUGUUUGCGUGA